Molecule: messenger RNA, 822 nt
Organism: Recurvomyces mirabilis
Lineage: Eukaryota; Fungi; Ascomycota; Dothideomycetes; Mycosphaerellales; Teratosphaeriaceae
Exons: 3
Coding region: 1-822 (273 amino acids)
Biological process (GO): fatty acid beta-oxidation
Cellular component (GO): peroxisome
Molecular function (GO): delta(3)-delta(2)-enoyl-CoA isomerase activity
Source: RefSeq, a predicted model, not a curated record
AUGAAGAUGAAUACACUGUUUGAGCUGCCGAUCGGCGAGGAGGGCAAAGUCGCUGUCUCGGAGGCCAAGGACAAGGUCUACUUGAUCACAUUCUCCAGCCCACCAGAUAACAGACUUAUCACGUCCUUUUGUCAAGCUCUGCUGCUGGCCCUGAACAUCCUGGAGACCAAAUACCCGCCAGGCGUCGUGAUAACGACAUCGGGGAUUAAUAAGUUCUUCAGCAAUGGCCUCGAUCUUGAACAUGCAUCUUUCACGCCGGGGUUCUUUUCGGACAGCCUGUACGCCCUUUGGCUGCGUAUCUUAACAUAUCCAAUGCCAACCAUAGCAUUGAUCAACGGCCACGCCUUUGCUGGGGCUCUAAUGCUGGCUAUGAUGCACGAUUAUCGGAUCAUGAAUCCUCACAAAGGCUAUCUUUGCUUGAACGAAGUCGAGCUUGGUGUACCACUAAGACCACCUAUGACGAGCAUUUUCCGCCAGAAGGUCAGCCCGCAGACGUACAGGAGACUUGUGCUUGAGGCUGCGAGGUACAAGGCGCUUGAUGCUCUGAAGGAAGGCAUUGUUGAUUGGCUCGGUGGCCUCGAGGAAACCCUUGCCCACGUCGAUGAGCUGAAGCUCGUCCAGAAAGCUGGCAAAGGUGUGACUGGCAAGGCAGUCUACGGUGAGCUCAAGCGAGAGAUGUGGCGGGAGACGGUGGGCUAUCUGGAGAAUUUUGCAGCGGAAGACCAGCAAGAUUAUCUUGCCGGAACCAAGAGAUUACGAGAAAGAGCUGCAGCAGACAAGCAGGUGAGCCAGUGGGAGGCUAAGCUCAAGUCUAAGUUGUGA